Athalia rosae (coleseed sawfly) is the source of this 806-nucleotide messenger RNA. RefSeq lists its product as uncharacterized. The record is from RefSeq and is a predicted model, not a curated record. NCBI's taxonomy places the organism in Eukaryota, Metazoa, Arthropoda, Insecta, Hymenoptera, Athaliidae. Bases 1 to 441 code for a protein of 146 amino acids. The transcript is spliced from 3 exons.
AUGCGGCAUGGUAGCCGACACGACUCGGGACGUCGCGCGGUGAUCCGCCGCACGCGGUGGGCCGGGUUCGCCCCGGUGGCGGGAGUUACCGGGGGCAAAGCAAAUGCGGGAACAAAGUUAAUUUCUCGCGAGGAUAUUAUCCACUUUCGCGGCAAUUUAAGGGCGUUGAAACGCGCACGGCGGACUGCGCAAGAUGGCCGACGAUUUCCGUUCACCGAUUGGCGAGUACAGGGCGCGCUAUUUGACUGGCGGUUGGUGGUUCUGCGGCACAACUCCGAACUAGAACGUCAAGAAAUGAGGAUACCACUCGUCAACGAGAAUUUAUUCGGUUUGAUCGUCGCCAUUCCGAGGCUCAUUUCCCGAUUGGAGAAUUUUCUCGAAAUAAGAGUACAGGAUGAGAAGAUAAUUCCAAUAUCCACGAGACCCUCGUUGACCGAUUAGAAAUGAAAUGGAAAAAUUAGAAAAUAAAAGGAACAAUAAAAAACACUCAAAAUCACCUACCGCCGCACGUCUCGAUUACACGAUCAUAAUAUUCCUCGUUGAUGGAGUAAUGCGUGUAAAUCACUGCAAAAAGUGUAACGUAAUUAUAUGUAUACUAUACACUCGUUAUAAGUGUAAACCUGGUUUGCUAUAUGUGGAGCCAAACAAAACAAAAAUGAAAAUAUGUACGUUCCAGUACAACCUAUAUGUAAUUGCGUAUGUGUAAAAUGUGUAAUAUUCGACACGCUCGAACCGCGGGGACUUUAGUCGCAGUUUGAAAAUAAAAUUUCAUCCAAAAAAAUCAAACAGAAAAUGUUUCACUCUCU